AUGUCAUCAUUCAAGAAUGUAUUUUAUUUCCAAGCUGGACUUGGAAUCCUAGCAAAUAUGUUUCUUCCUUUUUUCUAUACCUUCAUAAUUCUAGGUCACAAACCUAGGCCUACAGAUCUGAUCUCUUGUCAACUGACUUUCAUCCACAUAAUAAUGGUUCUUAUUGGAGGGGAUAUUUUGUUUACAGACUUAUUUGAGUUACUAAACAUUGAGAAUGACUUCAAAUGUAAGACAAUUUUUUAUACUAGCAGAGUGAUGAGAGGCCUCUCUAUCUGUACCACCUGCCUCCUGAGUGUGUUCCAGGCUGUCACGAUCAGUCCCAAUACCUCUUUUUUGGCUAAAUUUAAACAAAAACUAAAAAAGUAUAUGGUCUAUGUUUUCUUGUGUAUUUGGUCUUUCAAUUUGUCCUUCAGUACCAACCGGAUCUUCUAUGUUGGUGGUUUUAUCAAUGUGAGUGAGACCAACCAGAUGCAGGUCACUAAAUCCUGCUCACUUUUACCCAUGGACACCAUUAUCAGGGCAUUGAUUUUUACAAUUUCAACCUCCAGAGAUGUGUUUCUUGUAGGAGUCAUGCUAACCACAAGUGUGUACAUGGUGAUUACCAUGUUCAGGCAUCAAAGGCAAUGCAAGUAUCUUUAUAGCAUCAGCAGUCUGAGAGAGUCCCCUGAGAAAAGGGCCACCAAGACCAUCUUGCUACUGGUGUCUUUCUUUGUCAUCAUGUACUGGGUGGACUUCAUCAUCUCAUUCACCUCAGACAUGUUAUGGAUGUACGACCCAGUCAUCCUGACUUUUCAGAAGUUUCUGAUGUAUGCCUAUCCUACAAUUACCCCUUUGGUACAAAUUAGUUCUGAUAACAGAAUAAUAAUUAUGCUAAAAAAUAUGCAGUCAAAGCGUUACCGGAGUUUUGUUUAA
Molecule: messenger RNA, 912 nt
Organism: Rattus norvegicus (Norway rat)
Lineage: Eukaryota; Metazoa; Chordata; Mammalia; Rodentia; Muridae
Gene: Vom1r68
Product: vomeronasal 1 receptor 68
Exons: 1
Coding region: 1-912 (303 amino acids)
Biological process (GO): sensory perception of chemical stimulus; G protein-coupled receptor signaling pathway; signal transduction
Cellular component (GO): plasma membrane; membrane
Molecular function (GO): G protein-coupled receptor activity; pheromone receptor activity
Source: RefSeq, marked validated